GCGCCCGAAGGAGCGAGCUUUUUUUUUUUUUACCACAACCAGCUAGGAAGGAAAAGAGACAGAAAACAGAAAAAGUGACAAAACCAAACGGUUUGUAAAAUGUCUAAAGUCCAAAGGCUGAGAGCUUUGGUGGAGGAGCGGCUGACUGCGGCUGCUGAAGACAUAUAUGUGCUGUUUGAAAGAAUCAUAGCCGAGUAUGAGGAGGAACUGUGUCGCUCCAAACAGGAGAACGAGAGGAACCAACGGCUCCUGGACUCGACUCUGAGUCCUCAGAGCCCGAGAGUCGUGCUGACCAGAGCCGGUGUCCACAUGUCCUCUCUGAGUCCUGGUCUCACUCUGAAACAGGAAAUCCCAGAGACUCCACAGAUUAAAGAGGAGCCAGAAGAACAGCACAACAAACAGGAGGAAGAGGAGCUGCAAGUGUCUGACCCUGGGGCCAAUGAUGGCUGUGUGAAGACAGAAGAGUCCUCACUGCUUCAACAAAAAGAAACUGAUCACAGAGAGGACAUCAACUCAGAGAUACAUGUCCGCAGAGAGGACAUAAGCUCAGAGACACAUGUCCACAGAGAGGACACACAGGGAGAGGACAUCAGCUCAGAGACACAUGUCCACCCCGAGACUGAGGGAGACACGGAGCACUCUUCUGACACUGACAGUGAUGAAGACUGGAGUGCUCCAAUCUGCUCUUCAGCUGCACAGAUGGAGACAGAGGCAGAUGGAGACCACUACAACCAAGUCCAGAGCAGAGACAAAAGCACCACUGCACCAAACUCAAGUCUAUCCCCCAAAUACAAGUCUGCACCAGAGACCAGAGCCACUGUGGACAAUGGGGACGUGUCAGGAACAGCUGAAGGAACUGCAGACAAGAAACACCAGUCCUCUGUCCGUAAAAAGAGAUUUGGCCUAAAAGGUGAUUUAAAAAAACACUUUAGUAUUCACACAGGAGACAAGCCUUACAGCUGUUCUCUCUGUGAGAAAGCAUUUACUUACAAGAAUAGUCUCACAUACCACAUGAGAACACACACAGAAGACAAGCCUUACAGUUGUUCUGUCUGUGAGAAAGCAUUUACUCACAAGAGUAGUCUUAAAUACCACAUGGGAACACACACAGGAGACAAACCUUACAGCUGUUCUGUCUGUGAGAAAGCAUUUACUCACACGAAUAAUUUUAAGUCUCACAUGAGAACACACAUUGGAGAGAAAUCGUACAGCUGUUCUGUCUGUGAGAAAGCAUUUACUCACAAGAGUAUUCUCACAGAACACAUAAGAACACACACCGGAGAGAAACCUUUCAGCUGUUCUGUCUGUGAGACCACAUUUACUCAAAAGAGUCAUCUCACAUACCACAUGGGAAGACACACAGGGGACAAACCUUACAGCUGCUCUCUCUGUGAGAAAGCAUUUACUCAUAAGUGUUAUCUCACAAAACACAUGAGAAUACACACAGGUGACAAACCUUACAGCUGUUCUGUCUGUGAGAAAGCAUUUAUUGAAAAGAGUACUCUCACAAGACACAUGAGAACACACACAGGAGACAAACCUUACAGCUGUACUGUCUGUGAGAACACAUUUAUUCAAAAGAGUAAUCUUUUAUGCCACAUGGGAACACACACAGGAGAGAAACCUUACAGCUGUUGUGUCUGUGAGAAAACAUUUACUCUAAAGCGUUAUCUCACAAAACACAUGAAAAAACACACAAGAGACAAACCUUAGAGCUGCUCUGUCUGUAAUAAACGAUUUGCUCAGAGCAGAAAGUCACACAGGAGAGAUAUAGGUUGAACAGAGUCUGACACAAGGUUUUUUGCUGUGUUUAUGUGUUACAACAACAGCCAGUUGUUGCCAGUUGAAGAUUAAGAAUAAAAAUAAACGUUUAUGCUUAAUACCUGUGUAAUUACUGAGGCUACCCACUUUAAACUAAAGCAACGUGUUCUGUUUGUGUAACCCAGGUUGAAAUUCUGUCUUAUUAAAAAAGUUUGAC
This is a messenger RNA of Periophthalmus magnuspinnatus, 1978 nucleotides long. Its product is annotated as zinc finger protein OZF-like. NCBI's taxonomy places the organism in Eukaryota, Metazoa, Chordata, Actinopteri, Gobiiformes, Gobiidae. The transcript is spliced from 3 exons. The coding region runs from base 100 to 1713 and encodes 537 amino acids. The record is from RefSeq and is a predicted model, not a curated record. Gene Ontology annotation, molecular function: RNA polymerase II cis-regulatory region sequence-specific DNA binding; DNA-binding transcription factor activity. Gene Ontology annotation, biological process: regulation of transcription by RNA polymerase II.